AUGAUGAAUAAAGAUAAAAGAAAUCGUUGUCGAAGUGGAUUUUCUCAAAGAAUUAGUAAAUUUUUUAACUUAUUUACAUUGUGUUCUCGACAAUCAACAUCAUGUAUUGUUAAAGAUCCAUCUUAUGCGAAUACAUUUAUUAUAUCGACUCCUGUCAUAAAACAAUCAAACAUGCAUUUAUCUCAAAGUCGAAUAGAUUAUAAUCGUCUCAAAUUUUCUUUCUAUCCAACAACUUUUACUUCUAUCGAUCAAAUAUGUCAAAAAGAAGAACCAGCUUCGUCUCUUUCAUCAACAUCAUCAUCGCCUACUUCGAACUGUCAUCUAUCGUUGACAAUUCAUCAAUGUUAUUCCACGAGUACUUUACCAUCUGCAACUACAACUAAUACCGAAAUGCACAAUAAAAGUACAAACAAUAUUAUUGAAAAAUCAUCAUUACCACGACCUCAAACAUCAUCGCGUUUUUCUUAUUUAAUUCGACCAUCAACACCAUGUAUAUUCGGUCGUGAACAUUAUGAUGAUGAACAAAUGAAUGAUGAUGAAUUUUUUUUAACAGCCGGUGCUAUUGUUCAUUCAUGUCCAAAUAUUUAUGAAUUGUCAAUUGAUAAGAAUAGAAAGUUACAAUCAUGUAAUCACUUAAUGUUUAAUGAUCAUGAAACAAAAUUAAGUAAUAAUGAUAAUUUAAAUUGUUAUGAUACAGAAUUUGAUCGUUAUUCAAUAUUACCACGUUUUCAUCCAAAUUUAUCAUCAAUAUCAACAGAUUCAAUUGAUUCGGAACUUAAAUUAUAUAAAGAAAGACAUGCUAUUGGAUUUUCUCGUCAAUGUCAUGAUGAUAUUUCAAUUUAUUCAUCAUUUUUACCAACAACAUGGAGAUCAGACAAUUAUCUUUUAUUAAUGCCACUUAUACAUCAUCAACAUUCUUCAUUAUUUAAUUUAAUUGAUCAUGGAAAACGCUCACGUUCAUAUGAUAUGCCAGUAGGACAAACGUAUUCGUCUGUUAUUGCAUAA
Rotaria sp. Silwood2 is the source of this 1005-nucleotide messenger RNA. Lineage: Eukaryota; Metazoa; Rotifera; Eurotatoria; Philodinida; Philodinidae. The record is from the annotation of a GenBank genome assembly.